UUCUUUCACAACAGCUCUGCGAAGCAUGAAUGCCCUAAUCUCUGCAAAGGCCAUAUCACGGUAAAUGCUGCACGGCCAACUCAAACAGCAGAUUUACCAUACAGCGCCUUUAAGGCUAAACAGUGAAUGAUUGCAUCUCAAGAAAAACUACAAGUCCCAUUCUGCAACCUGGAUGGUGUAUGACGCCAUGAUAUCUGCAGCUCGUUUGUGUUGGCUUUUUGCGAAGCGAGAAACGACGCGGAGAUGUCUGGGCUAAAGAAACCAACAUAGUCUUCUGCAGGGAAUUCGUUUUACAAACAUGGUUGAACCUCCAGUCGUGGCAGGAACCAAGUUGGUCAUGGAGCGCUUGACACUGCCAGUUGAGACAGUUGAACAAACAGUAGAAGUUGAGGAACAACCAAUACUUACAGGUGAACAAUACAUGGAAACGGAUGAACAAUACAUGGAAACUUAUGAACAACCAAUGGAGACAGGGUUACAACCAGUGGCAACUGAAGAACAACCAAUGAGUGAACUGCUACUUGUCACAGAAGAGGCUUCUGAGUGUGUCUCAGACCCCACAGCUUCUACGGAGAUAAUUCUUGAACUAUCCGCUGUUCCUCUAGAGUCUGCUGCUCCUGAAGAGUGGGAACUGGGCCAACCUGAGGAUGCACAGAAGGAGACCCAUGUGGAUGACGUGGCCGCUAGUGACAGAAAAAAUAUUCCCCCCAAGAAGAACAGAAUGGAGCCACUCAAGAUGGACAUGUCCAGGCCACCAAAAAUGGUGACGCCGCUCACAUCUUCCCAGAUCUCUCUGCAGUGCCUGGAGUGUCACAUCAUCUUCAGCGACCACAAGAGCAAAGAGCGCCACCUCAAGCAGAGUCACCCGGCAGAAUAUGAGCAAUGCAUGCUGGGGGAUGCCCUGUUUGCCUGCUACGUCUGUGACCGCCAAUUCACUAACUCCAGUGACCUCAUGCUUCAUCAGCGUGCACACACGGAAAAGACACCCUUCAAGUGCCCCAUCUGUGGUGAGGCCUUCAGCCGUUCCUCUGAGCUCACCCUCCAUAAGAAGCUUCACUUCGGCCUGUACGGAUACACCUGCGCAGACUGUGGGAAACCCUGCAAGACACUCACCUUACUGAAGUAUCACCGCCGCACACACACAGGGGAGAGGCCCUAUGCGUGUAAGGAGUGUGGCAAGAGGUUUAGCAUGUCCAAGGCCCUCCAGAAACACGCACUAGCGCAUUCGCUGGAAGGAAUGAAAGAAGUUGGAGGGAUCACACCACCAAUGAAGGCACAGCUAAAGAAUAAUAGUGGCACUGCAGUGGUAAAAUUUUCCUGCUCCGUGUGCAAGGCAACCUUCAAGACUGCCAAGACACGGCUGCAUCACAUGAAACACAAGCACAACCUGUGUGUUACAGCAUCCAGCAGCACCACACUAGCUGGCCAACAGGUGAAGCUAGGUCAGCCCAUCAUAACCCAGGUUCCUAUGGGCCAGCCAACCUUUCUCCACAUGGAACCCCUUGGGCCCUUCCAGCAGGUGGAAAACAUAGACACUGAACAAAUCCGGAAACUAAUAGAGUCUUUGGGGAACGUGCGCAAAGUGAACCAGGUGGUGAUACUGGGACAGGUGCCGCCACACGGUCAAUCAUUGGAUCUACAGCGGCUACAGGGAAAGAGAGAGCAUUUGCAACUCCGUUUUACUCAACCACAGUUUAUAGAGCUGAAAAAGAUUGGGGGUGGAGAGACUAAGUUGAUGGGAUUGGAACAGGCAAAGCCACAAUGUGAAUCGCUGGAACCAAUUAUUACAUUGGAACCUGUAAUAUCAGAUGGACAAAUGGAGACCCCAUUACUUUCACACACACAGGAAGUUGCAUACGCUGUGCCAGCUGAGCAUGCUGGAUUAACACAAACACACGAAGGAGAGAUGAUUCCUCAGCAGUUACUUGGACAGACUGGUCAGACCGUUGAAGAAGAGAACACUAUGAUUCAGACUGUAUCAGUGGAACAGGUGUUCUGUCACAGUGAAACAGUUGAGCUCAGGGAAAUGGCUGAACAAAGUCAAACUGUUGUGUUGGAAGUCACUCCUUCACUGUUACCAACUCUGGAAUUGGAACAGACUCAAACUGAUCAACAAGGACUUAUGUCUGCUUCCUCACUACCAACAUUUCUACUUGAACAGACUUCUGGACAGAAUCGAAGGGUUCAGGAGGGUAUGAGUGACGGGACAAACAUAUUUCCAACAGUGGAGUUAAAGCUGACGCCAUUAAAAACUGACCCGCAGGAAGAACUCUCCAAUUCCUCAUUGGUACCAACAGUUAAGUUUGCACAAACUCCUCCUGGACAAACAAGCCAGGUAGGAGAGACAGCCACACAGAUGGAGACAUUACAGUUAGAGCAGAUAUAUUCCAGUAUUGGACAGACACAACAGACGGGAAUAGGACAGCGAAGAUCAGUUGAGAAACCUCUUCUAGAAAACACAGAGAAUGACCAGCAGCACAUUUUGGAAAAGCCUUAUGAAGGAAAGAAACAGACGGCACAAGAGCAGUUGCAGACACUGAUAGAUAAGUCUGUUUCUAACAACGCACUGAACAGCAGAGAGAUGCCUCGCACGCAGACGUCAGAAAUAUUCCCUCCGCCGUCCGAGACAAAGGCACCACAGAGUUCACAACUGCCUGUGCAUUUGAUGUCAGUACAAGAAUUUGUAAAAGUGAGGAAGAGAAAGCAGCCGAAGAACUCUAUAGUGCAAGGAAAUAUGCAACAGCAGACAGUUGAGUUGAAAGAGAAGCCUGCCAAACGACCAAGAGCAAAGAAAGCUCAUCUGGUUGUGAAGUUUGGUCCUAAAGAAAAGCCUAAAAACCAGAAGAAGCUUCCACAACCAUCUAAGCUGCUUCAGAAAGGAGACCAGAUUCAGGAUAUGAACCAAAUGUCUCUCACAACUCUACCUGAAAAGAAAUUGUCCUUAAAGGUUGGUAAAGAAAAAAAGGUCAAGAAGAAAAAUGAUAUUUCCAAGUCAAAAAUCAAAUCCCCAUCCAUAUUGUGUGAACCACAUGUGCAGCAAGUCUUGCAGGUAGAUGAGCAGGUGCAUCAAGUGAAGCCGAGGAAGAAGAAAGUAAAAAAGCAACAAUAUGUAAUUAGUGAGACUUUUGAGCAGAUUAGCGCUGAGCCGAUUAGCGAGCAAGAGGUGAUCGCUCCACCCAAGCCAAAAAAGAAAAAGCAGCAGACGAUGGCGCAGGAGGACCAGCCUAAGAAAACAAAGGGGCAAAAGCUGUCAAAAACGGGGAGAAAGAAAAAGAAACCGAAUGUGGAAGCAAGCCCAAUAUCAGAAGGUAUGCCCGACCCUAAAAUAAAGCAACAGUCCCUACUCCUACUGAAGGGUCACAAACAGCCCCAAUUGAAAGUUUACAAAUUAGAUGCCUCAAAAGCCCCCCAAGGUCAAACAGAUCUCCACCAAGACACCCAUCCCAUCCAUAAGAAGAAAGGGCCAAAAAGCAAACAACUAAAAAUGCUAGCUGCUGGAGGGAAAAGAAAAGUAGGGAGACCCAAAAAGAACCACACAGCACUCUCUGUGUUGGCUCCUUUAAAGACUACGUCUCAUUCUUCUGACACAUCUCUGACCAAGCCAAAGACCAGCAGGAAACGUACAGCCCAAAAAGUGGAGACCGAGGGGAUCAUCAGUGGCUCUCAUUCCCGGCGAGCCCUUGAAUGUAAGGACUGUGGUGAGAGGUUUUCUGACGUCUCGUCCCUCCAGGAGCACAAGGCAGCCCUGCAUGCAGUGGAGAGCCCUGGUCUCACCUACACUAACGGCAACAUCUUUGAGGGCGUUUCUAGGUCAGAUCUAGGCCAGUCUCCACUAAAAGUGACAGAAGAGGUCAUUGAAAAUUCAUUGAGUCAAAACACAUUUGGAAUGCAGGUAGCAUCUGACUGGGAUAUGGAGGUGGAGAUGAGAGAGGUAGGGUUGGGAGAAAGAGGGGAGCGAGUCUCUUUCCCAACCCAAAACCCUUCCCCCUCUCUGCCUCUGGCUGCUGCGCUUGUUGAAGGUGGACAGAAGGGAAGGGAGAAGAACAUGGAAAAAAUUGCAGAGGGGAUGGAAUCAUUUUCUCAUAUGGUCCCAAAUUCAAAUCAAUCUUGCACCCCUCCACAAGUUCAAUUCCCUUAUCUGGCCAAAUCUGACAAGGUCCAACCCCUUCUAUUCGAGAGUCUUUCGCCUCCUCACCUCACACCCAUAGCCCCCCUCCACAGCUGUCACCAAACGGAGGACACUAAGUCAGAGAGUCAGGGCAAUAUGAAUGACACUGCUGAUGCUCUCAUACCUACCGUUUCUGGAUUUGAGAACCUAGGGCCUAUUGAGGAUGAAAUUAAAAAGGAGUUACUACUUGAGGUGGAUUUGGUAACUGUUGGGGAUGGGGACCAAAAUGAGGGGGAACACCAGAGCUCACCUCAUGAAGACAGUUCACCAAAUGAGGGAUCCAGCCUUCAUGAAAACAACCGCACUCAUGCACUACCUGCAAAAGCUCAGAUUGGAAAUGUGAAUAGGACUGUAACAACACAAAAUGUACAGACUGAAUCCUGCCCCUCUGACCCACUGGAGAUCAAGCAAGAAGAGGAGGAGAUUAUGGUGCAGAGGAGAGAAGUGGAAAAGAGGGGAGUGGGAAGAAAGAAUUACACCAGGGGCAGGAAAAGAGGAGUUGGACGUGGGAGGAGAGGUUCAGCCACAAGGAAGGGUCUAGGAGGAGAGGGCAUGAGAGAAAUGGAACCAGAGAAAGAAACGGAUGAAUGUCAGGUAGUCUACCAGCUGUAUUCACUCAAUAAUGAUACUGAAAUCAAGGAUGAAGCAGACGUCACUACUCUCCAUCCUGGUCAGUCAUCUCCCAUCAGUUUACAGACCGAGAUCAGAUCUAUCUCUGAGCAAAACAUGCUAACAGCUCCAUGUCCAUCUGGAUCCUGCAUCUCACCGCUUGAGGAGGACCCUGAGGACCAGGUAGUGUUUGAGCUAGAGUCAGUCACCACCAGUGUAGUGGAGGUGUUGAAGACCGAAGAUGGGAUGGUGAUGAAGGAAGUAGCAGGGGACCAGGACGACAGGGACACUGGCCAAUCCCCAGGCAUCAUACUGGAGAGGUUCCUCACCUCAAGGCAGAGCGAGGCAGCAGUGGGGGAGAAUGGAGUGGUGCUCAUGGCAGACUUGAGAGGUCAGGAGGUCAAGGUGGAGGAGAACACCUCCGAUUUGGUUCCCUUGCCACACACCUCUCGUGCCAGACACACAGUGGAGCAGAGGGGGGUCAGGAUGUAUCUCGUGAAGCAGGAAAACAACCUGGUUUUGAAUGAUCCCCAGGUUAGUCAAGGUCAAUCCCAAUUGAAUGUGGAGCAGAGCAGUACCAGGCAGUGCAUAUUCUACCCAGUGAAGGAGGAGCGGGAGCUUCUGGAGGAACCAUCUCAAAGUGAGCAGGGGGUACCAGCCCUGGUGGAGCCUGGAGAGGCCAGACUCGACCAUCCAGUGGAGACUCUAUCCACUACCAACCCUGCAGUAGAGGAGUAUGAGGUGAACAGGAGCACAGCAAAGUUUGGAUCUGAGAUGAAUGAGUAUGGAGAAGAUGAGCUGGACUUUGAGCAGCAAGAAACAGAGGAUCUUGUUGAUUUCCUACUUCAGAAUUCUGACGAAGUGGAGUCCGAGGUUGUUGAAUGUUCUGACCCGCAGCCUGACCCUGAGGCUGUAGUUAUGGCCUGUUACCAUGACAGCCAAAGCCAUGCCUCACUGCAUUCAAAUGAUAUACCAUACAACUUGCCAACCACAGAAAGCCAGGCUCAUUUAGGAUCUAUGGGAGGGUCCCAGACAGGGACUGGCUACAGGAAACCAAUUGAUUACUUCUCCAAGUAUUUUGGUUGGGAUGCUUGGUCUGAGAUUGCCCGGUGCACAAAUAAAGUGUCCCAUCUAUCGAACCCAGUGACAGCAAAAGAGGUAGCCCAGUUUGUCGGAAUCCACAUUGCCAUGGGAACAUUGAAGUUCCCCAGUCUCAAGCUGUACUGGCAGGACUUCACCAGGGUGCCUCUGGUUGCUGACACCAUGUCUGCCUCCCGCUUCUCCCAACUCUCCUGCAAACUGCAACUGGCAUCUCCAGCGCCAGCAGGGGAUCCCAUGGACACGCAGGAAGCUGGACCCAGUGGUAAUCUAGACAGGCCUAAGGAGGGAGACACCACACGCAACCCACUCCGAGCUUUACACACCCCAGCUAAUCCUACAGUUGGCACAACUAGAGGUGAACUGGAUGGCAGCGGCCACACACUUAAACGCGGUCACAGUCAAAUACAAGCUCUUAGCUCCAAGUCUGUGUCUGCAAAAUCCACAACACAGACAUCCACAAUCCCUCACAGCAUUUGGCAGAGGUGUGGGGACGUACCAUCCAGCCAGGACUGUUUUAGUUUUAAAACUGACCCCCUUUGGCGGGUUAGACCGUUAAUGGACCACGUUCGGGCCAGAUACCUGAUGCUGAGAAGAGAGGGUGACCAUGGAGUCGAUCAAUACCCUCUCCCUUUGACGUGUAGAGCGGUCAACAACAAGCGGCCCUCCUUGCACAGCACUGUCUUAGUUAGAUCUGACGGUCUGAUCCUAGAUUUCAACCUUAGUCUGGAUCUCUCCAACAAAGAGACCACAGUUGAGAAAAUGGUGCCCAGAGAUGGGAUGGUGUAUCUCUGCAAGCAGGAGCUCUCUACCCCUGCCAUGUUGGAGCACCUCCUUGGGUCUGGGGUGCAUGGUGCGGGCAAGGUGGGAGGGGCCAAAGGACAGAUGGGUGAUGAGUUUGUUAGCUCUGACGGGCGGCUGAUGCUACACAGGUACCAUCUCGGCUUCAUCCUCUCUACUGUAGGGAAGGCCCAGCAGAACAUGGCAUCGCUCGUCGACAGCUUCGAGAAGGCUCAAAAAGCAGCCAGCCUCAAUAGAGACUUACUGAAUCUCUACCAUUCCCCACUCUCAGCCUCAGCACCAUCUAGCUGGCCACAGGCUGUUCUGUGGUACCUUACAGAUCUGGCUCUGGUAAACUCAUGGAUGCAGUACAGGCAGGAUCAUGUUCCUCUGCCUGAGCCUCUGAACCUCAUGGCAUUCAGGCUGGAGGUCUCCAAGGCCUUGAUCCUCUCCAGUGGCUCAGACACCCAGGACGCAGCCCCUCCGCACCCCCCUCAGAAAUUACACUCCCCGAGCACAGCCCCAGAUCCUGGCCUGUUACAGGAUAGUCCUCUCCCUGACGUGGCCACGCGGUACGACGGUUCGGGCCACUGGCCGGAGCAGCUUGGGGAGGGAGAAGGUGGCAGGUGCCGCUUCGGAGGCUGUGAGCGAAUGUCUCGCGUACGAUGCCUCAAGUGUUGCGUGUUUCUCUGUAUCUCUCGUAACCACAACUGCUUCUUGAAUUUCCACAGUCAAGGGAGUUUUUGAAGCUGAUAAGAUUUCUGUUUUUCUUUUUAAUUGGUGCAUGUUUUAUUUAAUGCUAUGUUUAGCUUUUUUUUUGUAUGUUUUUUUUUUAUUUUAGGUUAGAAGCUCUGAUUUAAUCAUUUCUCCCCCUACACCAUAGUUUUGAGUGCUUCUCUCUUUUCAGUGUCACCUUUAGUUCUGUGCUGGAAAUUAAGAACUUGGUCACUUUUUAGCCUACUGUGUAAAUGUAAUCUUGAUGUAUGCAAUGGCUUUUGUUGUAUGAAAUUACCUACAAAAGAAAAUGUGAAUAGAGAAUUAAUGAUAACCAUAAAGUCAAUGUCUCUGAAACCAAGUGAAAAUACAUUUGAAGAUGUUUUUGUAAUUCUCAUUUUAAAAAAGUGCUGCCUUUUUUUUCCCUUCUGAACCUUGUUUUGUUGUUUACAUGCCAAUAAGCUUUUGCAUGUGUUUUUGGCGUUCUUUGUAAAUUGAAUAAUUGAGUUAUUUAAUACGGUUGGAGCAAAUACAUGUACGUUUUCUAACA
Messenger RNA from Oncorhynchus mykiss (rainbow trout), 7919 nucleotides. RefSeq lists its product as uncharacterized. The record is from RefSeq and is a predicted model, not a curated record. NCBI's taxonomy places the organism in Eukaryota, Metazoa, Chordata, Actinopteri, Salmoniformes, Salmonidae.